Molecule: messenger RNA, 3505 nt
Organism: Cryptomeria japonica (Japanese cedar)
Lineage: Eukaryota; Viridiplantae; Streptophyta; Pinopsida; Cupressales; Cupressaceae
Product: putative pentatricopeptide repeat-containing protein At1g16830
Exons: 2
Coding region: 59-2227 (722 amino acids)
Molecular function (GO): protein binding
Source: RefSeq, a predicted model, not a curated record
ACCCAAACAAAGUGGUGUGAAACAAGUGAAGUGCAAGCUUUCCACCAUUACACGAUUUAUGCUUCAAAUAAAUUCCUCAGACCCCUCGGGGUUUAAGUUCCAACGUACCGCAGGGUUUAGGGUUUAUCCCGUCCGCCCCAGAAAAUUACCAAACCAACGUUGGGGUGGCCUACAAACAGAGCAAAUGAUACUCUUUGGAAAACUCUUUCGUAGAAUCCAUAGACGUUUUGUCCUCAAGCCCGAUAAUUCUCAUUUCUUACACACUCAAACAUCUGUUAGUAAUAAUUUUGAGCAAAAGGGAGGGAAAAUUAGUCCAGAAAUUUUAAGCAGGGUCAUAGCAGAAUGCCCAUCAGAUAUCAUGGCCUUAAACUUAUUCAUCUGGUUUGGGAAACAGAAGGCCUGCAAACCAUCUUCACACUCGUAUGAUCACAUGGUGGGAGUGAUGAGAAGAAUUAUUGACAAGAAUGGCAAUGCAAAUGCAAUUGUUGAAGAAUUGCGUGACAUUGGCUGUGUAAUGAGCGUGCAGACUGCUAUUAUGCUUCUCAGAAUCUACAGCCACGCAGGUAUGGUUGAAGAAGCCCUCGAAACAAUCAAGCAAAUGCAUAGCUUUGGAUGUAUGACCGAUAUUUUAGCUCAAAAUUUAAUUCUAGAUGUCUUUUUCAAAACAAAUCAGGUAAAUAUGGCCUCUUCAGCAUUUGGCUCGAUACGUUUUCCUAAUUUUUUCACCUUCACCACGGCUAUCGAUGGCUAUUGCAAGGCAGGCAGCAUGUACGAGGCCCAGAGGGUCCUUAAGGUUAUGAUCAGUAAAGGUUAUGUUCCCAACUUUGGCACAUAUACAAGACUCAUUAAUGGUCUUUCUAAGAAUGGGGAUGUUCAUGAAUCACUUCCUAUAGUGGGUUUUAUGAUGAAGUAUGGUUAUGUUCCUUCAGUCAUUACCUGGAGUAUUUUGAUUAAUGGGCUUUGUAAUGCAGGUCAAGUUGAGGCUGCCUGUAAUUUAUUUUGCAGCAUGGAACGGAGUGGAAGCAUUCCAACUGUUGUCACUUAUACUUGUCUCGUCAAAGGGUUUUGGAAAGCUGGCAUGUUUAGCCGAGCCCUGGAGGUUUGGGAUGCGAUGGUAUUGAAAGGAUAUGUUCCAGAUGUGGUAUCGUAUAAUAUCCUUAUUCAUUGUUUUUGCAAAGAAGAUAGACAUGGAGAUGCCAUCACUCUGUUUAAUGAAAUGCAAAAAAGGGGUUUGAAGCCAGAUUCUGUGACCUUCAGCUCAUUAGUGUCUGUUCUUUGCAAAUCGGGCAAAUUCUUUUGUGCACUUGAACUUUUCACAAAAGGAGACUUUGAAAUGGAUAUUAUUGCAUGUAAUUCCCUUCUUAGCGGUCUUUGUAAGGCAGGACAUCUGUCCAAAGCCCUGGAUCUUUACAAAAAUAUGUUGGCCAACGGGUAUGCAUUGGAUCGGUAUACAUACAGUGCAUUAAUGACGGGACUUCUUAGAGCAGGUAGGGAGAUGGAUGCUAUCAGUCUCCAUGAACUAAUUAUUCGAAACAGCUUGGAUUUUGAUCCUCAUGGCCACACAAUACUUUUUGACCAUCUUAUGAAAAUAGGAGAAGUAAACAAAGCAAUGAAACUUUUCAGGAGGACAUUAGAAUCAAAGUGCUCUGUUGAUGUUGUUGCUUUCACGGUCAUUAUAUGUGGACUUUUUAAGGCUGGUAGACCUGAAGAUGCUCGUGAAUUGUAUAAUCAGAUGUGCAACAGUGGUGUGGUUCCAAACUGCUAUACAUAUAAUGUUCUACUGGAUGGCUUUUGCAAAGCUCGAGAUAUAGAAGCAGCAAAGAAAAUAUUUGACAAGAUGCAUAGUGCAGGCUUUGGUCCUGACACAGUUUCGUUCAAUACCUUAAUAAACUUUCUGUGCAAAUCCGGUCUUGUUCAUUUGGCUUCUGACCUCUUUAUGAAAAUGUUGGAAUUUGGAUUUGUUCCUAAUGAAAUAACUUAUGGGUUACUUGUUGAUGGUCUGUGCUCAGCAGGCAGACCGGAUGAUGCUUAUAAACUACUUGUAAACCAUUUAGAGUUUCACGAUUAUCCAGUAUCUAGUAAGCCUGAUUCAAAUGACAUAAACAACACAAGUUCCAGCAUUAUGGUAGAUAGCACAAAGAAAGGCUUUUCUAGUAAGCCUAUACUAAGUAAUAGCACAUUGCAGAGACUGUUUGAAAGGGUGCAGAUUGCUGAUAAGGAAAAAUAGGCUCCAUGAAACUACUAUUGCAGCCGAAAGUUUUGAAAUUAUGGGGGACAAUGGAGGGUGCAUGGCACUCCUGACAUUCCAAAUGAUGCUUUACAAGUCAAAGGUGCUGGCAACAAGUCUCUCGAAAUUAUUCUUUUAUACAACUUAACACAGAAAACUGUAGCUGCACAACUCAAUUGAAGAGAUUCAACAUAUGCUUGCAUUUUAUAACUGAUGAGGUUUUUGUUCCUGACUGAUAUGUUUCCAAAAUUCACAAGCAUAUAUGGACAAAUUGUUAUGGAUGGAAGGCAGAUGAGGUCCUUCAGAGCUCAUUAAAUACCCUGGAACAGCAACAAAUGGGAGCAAGGAUGGACAGUUAGGAAAUUUGUAAGGGAAGGAAAUUAAAAAGCAGCAAAGUUCAGCACAUAUUUUUCUGACAAAUAGAAUUACAACAUACUCGAAUGCCAAUGGAAUGCAAGAGGUAUAAACUUUAAAGUAAGGGUGUAAAUGCCUACUGAAAUGAGAUUAAUGCGAGGCAUUUAAGGUAUAAUGAAUAUUUUAGCAAUGACCAGAUUUUUGAAUGGAAUUAAAAUGAGGUGUUGAAGCUUGUGAACUGAUAGAAUGUGGUAAUGGCCAGACAGGUAUCUCAGCACCGAAUAAAGGGGUGGAGACAUGAAAAGGUCAUAACUGGUAACAGUCAACAUGGAGGGAAGAGAUUAUCGGACCUAUCUAGUGAACAAGGUGAAAAUUCUUCCUGGCGUUGGAUCUCAGCAUAGUGCAGGUGUGCAAUCUGUUACAACGUGGCUUUUUCAGGCUUAAUAAAUAAAAAGAACUUUACCUAUUUGUUCCAGAUUGCUAAUCCUGUAACAUGCCAAUAAGGCCAGAUAGACUUGGUUGCUAAAGGACGACUUAAACCGAGUGAUGGGACAAUGCUGGAUGCAUGAAAGUUGUAUGGUGACGAUCAAUUUAGGUGGCAAAAUGGAUCGGUAUCCCCAUAAGCUGGCAUAGGACAAUGAUAGGUCAUUCUAUGGUUUUUUCGUAGAGGAAAACGAUGGAUCUUAAUUUAGGAAGGAUCCCAAUGAUCAGAUGUAUAAAGGUUUUAAAUCAUUUCAAGUAGACCAAUGUUUCCAAAGAGCUAACUGAACAACAUUGCAAAGAUACAAUAUUGCAUGAUAUGAUGUUCAUCUUUGUAUUCCAAUCAGCCCAAUGCAACUAGGAAACUUGAUAGAAGAAUCUUGUGACCAUGAUAAUGUUACGGACAUUUAUUAACAUUUUGCAAAUCCUAUAUCCUAUAUUAAA